GCCGGCGGGGCAGCCAUGGAGGCCGCGGCGCGGAGGCGGCAGCACGCGGGAACGGCGGGCGGCCCCGGGGCGCAGCCGGGCGCCUCCUUCCUGCAGGCCAGACACGCGUCGGCGCAGGCUGAUGACGUCGAGCCCACGGCGCCCUUCCACCUCGACCUCUGGGUCUACUUCACGCUGCAGAACUGGGUGCUGGACUUCGGCCGGCCCAUCGCCAUGCUGGUAUUCCCUCUGGAAUGGUUCCCCCUCAACAAGCCCAGCGUCGGAGACUACUUCCACAUGGCCUACAACGUCAUCACACCCUUCCUCCUGCUGAAGCUCAUCGAGCGGUCGCCCCGCACCCUGCCGCGCUCCGUCGUCUACGUCAGCAUCAUCACCUUCAUCAUGGGCGCCAGCAUCCACCUGGUGGGCGACUCGGUCAACCACCGCCUGCUCUUCAGCGGCUACCAGCACCACCUGUCGGUCCGCGAGAACCCGGUCAUCAAGAACCUCAAGCCGGAGACGCUGAUCGACUCCUUCGAGCUGCUCUACUACUACGACGAGUACCUGGGCCACUGCAUGUGGUACAUCCCCUUCUUCCUCAUCCUCUUCAUGUACUUCAGCGGCUGCUUCACGGCCUGCCGAGCCCACAGCGCCCUGCCCGGGCCCGCGCUGCUCCUGCUGGGGCCCAGCGGCCUCUACUACUGGUACCUGGUCACCGAGGGCCAGAUCUUCAUCCUCUUCCUCUUCACCUUCUUCGCCAUGCUGGCGCUCGUGCUGCACCAGAAGCGCAAGCGCCUCUUCCUGGACAGCAACGGCCUCUUCCUGGUCUACUCGUUCGCCCUCACCCUGUCGCUGGUGGCGCUGUGGGUCGCCUGGCUGUGGGACGACCCUGUGCUCCGGAAGAAGUACCCGGGCGUCAUCUACGUCCCGGAGCCCUGGGCCUUCUACACCCUGCACGUCAGCAGUCAGCGCUGAGCCCCGCCCCGCGCAGGUGCACGGGGCGGUGGGGGGUUCGCAAAGCUCCGUGCAGAGUGGAAUCGCGAGGUCGGUUUAUUUCGAAGCAGAACAUUUUUGAAAUCCCUGCAUAUUUUUUUCAUAAUACACAUUUUAC
This is a messenger RNA of Lepus europaeus (European hare), 1090 nucleotides long. It is a transcript of the gene CLN6, whose product is annotated as CLN6 transmembrane ER protein. Bases 16 to 954 code for a protein of 312 amino acids. Lineage: Eukaryota; Metazoa; Chordata; Mammalia; Lagomorpha; Leporidae. The transcript is spliced from 7 exons. The record is from RefSeq and is a predicted model, not a curated record.